UAUGAAACGCGGUACAGUAGUAGGGCACAGGAGGAACACGGAGGGAUUCUCAGGCAGAGACUGCUGGCACGUCCCCGGUACACAUCGCUGAUUUGCACUCCUGCAGGACUGAAGAAAUGAUUCUUUCUCUGGGCUUGACAUAAACAUCACUCCCGGGGAGCCAGCACAAGAAUACGAUGGCCCCAAAUUCCAUCCACUGGUUCCGUAAGGGGCUGCGCCUCCAUGACAAUCCGGCCCUGCAGGAGGCGGUGCGGGGGGCUGGCACCGUGCGCUGCGUUUACUUCCUGGACCCGUGGUUCGCAGGCUCGUCUAACGUCGGGGUCAACAGGUGGAGGUUUCUGCUCCAAUGUUUGGAGGAUUUGGACGCAAGUCUCCGAAAACUCAACUCCCGCCUUUUUGUCAUCCGGGGCCAACCAGCAAACGUUUUCCCGCGCCUCUUCAAGGAGUGGAAGAUUUCCCGGCUGACCUUUGAGUACGACUCGGAGCCGUUCGGGAAGGAGCGGGACGCCGCCAUCAAGAAGCUGGCCAUGGAGGCGGGGGUGGAGGUCAACGUCAAGAUAUCACACACACUCUACGACCUGGACAAGAUCAUCGAGCUGAACGGCGGUCAGCCUCCUCUCACCUACAAGCGUUUCCAGACGCUGAUAAGCCGGCUGGACCCGCCCGAGAUGCCGGUGGAGACGCUGUCGGACGCGCUGAUGGGCGGCUGCGUCACGCCCGUCGCCGAGGACCACGGCGAAAAGUACGGCGUCCCGUCGCUGGAGGAGCUGGGUUUCGACACCGAGGGCCUCCCUUCAGCUGUGUGGCCUGGAGGAGAGACUGAAGCUCUGACUAGGAUAGAGCGCCAUCUGGAGAGAAAAGCGUGGGUGGCGAACUUCGAGCGUCCCCGGAUGAACGCCAACUCGCUGCUGGCCAGCCCCACCGGCCUCAGCCCCUACCUGCGCUUCGGCUGCCUCUCCUGCCGCCUCUUCUACUUCAAACUCACCGACCUCUACCGCAAGGUAAAAAAGAACAGCUCUCCUCCGCUCUCGCUGUACGGACAGCUGCUGUGGCGCGAGUUCUUCUACACCGCGGCUACCAACAACCCGCGCUUCGACAAGAUGGAGGGAAACCCCAUCUGCGUCCGCAUCCCGUGGGACAAGAACCCCGAGGCGCUCGCCAAGUGGGCCGAGGCCAAGACCGGCUUCCCCUGGAUAGACGCCAUCAUGACACAGCUGAGGCAGGAGGGCUGGAUCCAUCACCUGGCCCGGCACGCCGUGGCCUGCUUCCUCACCAGAGGAGACCUGUGGAUCAGCUGGGAGGAAGGCAUGAAGGUUUUCGAGGAGCUGCUUCUGGACGCAGACUGGAGUGUGAACGCAGGCAGCUGGAUGUGGCUGUCCUGCAGUUCAUUCUUUCAGCAGUUUUUCCACUGCUACUGCCCCGUGGGCUUCGGCCGGCGCACCGACCCCAACGGGGACUUCAUCAGGCGAUACUUACCUGUCCUCCGAGGUUUCCCCGCCAAGUUCAUCUACGACCCCUGGAACGCCCCCGAGUCCGUUCAGGCGGCAGCCAAGUGCAUCAUCGGAGUCCAUUACCCGAAACCCAUGGUGCACCACGCGGAGGCCAGCCGGCUCAACAUCGAGAGGAUGAAGCAGCUCUACCAGCAGCUGAGCCGAUACAGAGGCCUGGGUCUGUUAGCUUCUGUCCCGUCCACAAACGGGAACGGAAACGGAGGAAUGAUGGCCUACUCUCCUGGAGAGCAGCAGUCAGGGACCAACAACAACAACUCACAUUUGCCUGGAGUGUCAGGAAGCUCGGUGGCCACAGGGAACGGCAGCGGGAGCAUUUUAUUUAACUUUGACAAUGAAGAACAGACGGGGCCCAGCAGCGUUGGACAGCAGCAACAGCAGCGACUUCACACACUGCCACAGAACCAACAUCAGCAGCAACAUGCAGGAUACCACUCAGUGCCAGACGCCAGCCAGAACAUCACCAGCAGUCGACUCUAUCACGAGUUUGCUGUGCCUCAACACCCAGGCCUCCUGCUGCACACCAGGGGCAGCGGCAUCACCGGAAAGCGAGAGCGCGAGUCAGAACGGGAAGAGGAGCCGGCGUGCUGCUCUGUCAACAAAAUGCAGAGACAGAGUGCAGAGACAUCUUAGGCCUGGUGGAGACGAGACGGCUUGAAAACACGUUAGCAUCGCCGUCCGGUUGGAUGUUUGAGGAACCGUCGCCUCCUGAGCUCCAUCCGGACACGACGACCUGCCUGUCGAUCUCAACGCACCAAAUCUGUGUGUCUUUGUUUUGUUUUUCAGAGCUCCCAGAGGUAUAAACACAAAGGUGAAAAUGGGAUGAUUUGUUUAAUCCAACGACAAAAUUUGAUUUUUGGUUGUUUUUUUUUUUUAAAAAGGAAAUUGGUUCUUUCAGGUGGGACAGCAU
This is a messenger RNA of Poecilia latipinna (sailfin molly), 2418 nucleotides long. It is a transcript of the gene cry3a, whose product is annotated as cryptochrome circadian regulator 3a. The record is from RefSeq and is a predicted model, not a curated record. NCBI's taxonomy places the organism in Eukaryota, Metazoa, Chordata, Actinopteri, Cyprinodontiformes, Poeciliidae. The transcript has 15 exons. Gene Ontology annotation, biological process: circadian regulation of gene expression; entrainment of circadian clock by photoperiod; negative regulation of DNA-templated transcription. Bases 177 to 2141 code for a protein of 654 amino acids. Gene Ontology annotation, cellular component: nucleus; cytoplasm. Gene Ontology annotation, molecular function: DNA binding; FAD binding.